Messenger RNA from Caenorhabditis elegans, 1040 nucleotides. RefSeq names its product Putative cuticle collagen 80 (gene col-80). Lineage: Eukaryota; Metazoa; Nematoda; Chromadorea; Rhabditida; Rhabditidae. Gene Ontology annotation, molecular function: structural constituent of cuticle. The coding region runs from base 22 to 975 and encodes 317 amino acids. The record is from RefSeq and is marked reviewed. The transcript is spliced from 2 exons.
CCACAGCAGUCGUUUGCGAGGAUGUCGACAACCUUCCUUUCGGUAAUGGCCGGUUUAUCCGGUAUUGUGGUCUUCGGAGCUCUUAUCUCCGUUUUCCACAUCUACACCGACAUCAACUCCUUCGUUGAUGAGGCUCAUCGUGAGCUCGGAGCUUUCAGAGGAGUUGCUAAUGAUGCCUGGAACUCGAUGGUUAAUCAUGAUGAUUCUGCCCGUGUUGCCCGUAGCGUCUUCGUUCGUCGCCAAAAAAAACAAUCCCAAUGCAACUGCGGACCACAAGCCUCCAACUGCCCAGCCGGACCACCAGGACCACCAGGAGCUUCUGGAGACAGAGGACUUGACGGACAACCAGGACCAGCCGGAAAGCCAGGACAACCAGGAGUUGCUGGACCAGCUCACCACCAACAGCAAGAGUGCAUCAAGUGCCCACAAGGAGCACCAGGACCAGCCGGAGCACCAGGAAACCCAGGACCACAAGGACCAAACGGAAACCCAGGAGCACCAGCCCACGGAGGAGGCCAAGGACCACCAGGACCACCAGGACCAGCUGGAGACGCUGGAUCUCCAGGACAAGCCGGAGCCCCAGGAAACCCAGGACGCCCAGGACAAUCUGGACAGCGUUCCCGCGGACUCCCAGGACCAUCCGGACGUCCAGGACCACAAGGACCACCAGGAGCCCCAGGACAACCAGGAAGCGGAAGCACUCCAGGACCAGCCGGACCACCAGGACCACCAGGACCAAACGGACAACCAGGACACCCAGGACAAGACGGACAACCAGGAGCCCCAGGAAACGAUGGAGCCCCAGGAUCUGACGCCGCUUAUUGUCCAUGCCCAGCUCGCAGUGCCGCAGUUUUCCGUCACCGUAAUGUUGCUGUCAACCGUCACCGUGCUGUUGCCAAGAAGCGCGUUGUCGCCAAGAAGCGUGUUGUCGCCAGAAAGCGCGUCGUUGCUGCCAGACGUCACGUUCAAGCAUAAAGCAAUAUAUCCUACCAAAGUAGAAAUUCCUGAUAGAUUUUUGUCGAAUAAACUCAUUUUCAUUA